AUGGCGACUGCUGGGACAGACUCGGGAUCAACAGCCCCUCCAGAUAUUAGGACUCAGUUCUGGAGAAGAGCUUUACAGCGAGGAGCCAGCAGUUUCAGAAAGAUGGCCCCUUCUGAGAUCCCUGGAUCUUCAGGCACAACUCAGAGCAUGAAGAAGACCAUUGGACACAGAGGGGUUGAGACCACAACCGGAGAAACCACUUAUAAGAAGACCACAUCCUCAGCUCUUAAAGGGGCCAUUCAACUGGGCAUCACGCACACUGUGGGCAGCUUGAGUCAAAAAGCAGAAAGAGACGUCCUUAUGCAGGACUUUGUUGUGGUAGAAAGCAUUUUCUUCCCCAGUGAAGGCAGUAAUUUAACACCUGCUCAUCACUACAGCGACUUCCGCUUCAAGACAUACGCUCCAAUCGCCUUUCGCUAUUUCAGAGAGCUGUUUGGGAUUCGACCCGAUGACUAUCUGUAUUCACUCUGUAAUGAGCCUCUUAUUGAGUUGUCUAACCCUGGGGCCAGUGGAUCGCUCUUUUAUGUCUCCAGUGACGACGAGUUCAUUAUUAAAACUGUACAACACAAAGAGGCAGAGUUUUUACAGAAGCUUCUACCAGGUUACUUCAUGAACAUUAACCAAAACAAACGCACCCUGCUGCCCAAGUUCUAUGGACUCUACUGCGUCCAGGCUGGAGGCAAGAACAUUCGCAUCGUUGUGAUGAACAACCUGCUGCCUCGAAUCAUCCCCAUGCACCUUAAAUACGACAUGAAGGGCUCCACCUACAAGAGGCGCGCGUCUCCCAAAGAGCGAGAGAAGGCCAGUCCCAUUUACAAAGACCUGGACUUCAUUCAGGACCUCCCUGAUGGACUUCUGAUGGAGGCGGACAACUACAACGCUCUGAGCAAGACCAUACAGAGAGACUGUCUGCUUCUGCAGAGUUUUAAGAUUAUGGACUACAGUCUUCUCAUGGGGAUCCAUAACAUGGACCAGGCCAACCGUGAGAGAGACCGCGGCUACUCAGGAGACAGCGGCGGGUCGGAGGGUGCGGUGACCCCAGACCAGCGGCGCCCCCAAACCCAGAGGAGCCUGUACUGCACUGCCAUGGAGUCCAUCCAGGGGGAGGCGCGAGGGAAGGGCGCGCUGGACUCUGAAGACCACAUGGGUGGUAUUCCAGCUCGAAACUCUAAAGGAGAGCGGUUGCUGAUCUACAUCGGCAUCAUAGACAUCCUCCAGUCUUACAGAUUUAUCAAAAAGCUGGAGCACUCCUGGAAAGCACUCGUCCAUGAUGGGGACACAGUGUCCGUGCACAGACCGGGCUUCUACGCUGAACGCUUUCAACAGUUUAUGUGCAACACGGUCUUUAGGAAAAUCCCCUUAAAAGCCUCUCCGUCUAAGAAGAGUCGCAGUGGGGGCCCGGGGCUCAGGAGAGCGCAGACACUGGGAGGUCCAACCCCGCUCUCACACACACAGUCGAUGGACGUCAGAUCAGUGCCUCAUCCUCACUUUAAAAGUACCGAGUCUGAGGGAGAUACCUACGUUCAUUCAGGGAGGCCAGACCUUCUCCCCAGGACCCCUCCCCCCCUCAACAGCUCUGCAGAUGCUGAGGCCAACCUCUCCAUGUCGUCUGUGGGCAGCACCGGAAUGAUGACCUCCUCUCCUCGCCUACGGUCUGUUGGGGUGGAGGUGCACAAGUCGGAGAAUACGGACCACGAACAAAUCACUCUUCACAGUUUGGACGCUGAUGGAUCUGCAAAUGUGACGGGCACCUCAUCAGGAAAUGAAGAUGUCAUUUCACUUUCUGAUGUUAUACCCGAGACUAACAUCACUUUUUAA
Molecule: messenger RNA, 1818 nt
Organism: Knipowitschia caucasica
Lineage: Eukaryota; Metazoa; Chordata; Actinopteri; Gobiiformes; Gobiidae
Source: the annotation of a GenBank genome assembly